AUGUCGCAAUCCCUGAAUUUUCUUUCAGAAAAAGUGGACGAAUCUACCAAAUUAAUGGAAAAUUUAAGAUCGGAAGUGCAAGUUCUGAAAAAAGAAAAUGAGGUUUUGCGAGAAACAGUCACCGACCUACAAGACCGGACUCGAUCACUGGAACAAUAUACCCGACGCAGCAACAUCGAGAUUAGCGGUAUCCCAGUCACCCCCAGGGAGGAUGUCAUCCAGUUGGUGAAGGACGUAGGUGCAGUCAUCGGCCUGGAGGUGGAGGAGUCCCAGAUCAACGCAGCACACCGAGUACCCAGCUUCCGCAAAGACCGGGUCCCUUCCCUCGUGGUCCAGUUCAUCGGCAGAUCCACUAGAGACACGUGGUUGAAACAAUUCAGGGAGCUCAAGGAAUCUGUGACUGUGGACCAGGUAAACUCGUCUUUCCCAAAAGCGAAACUGUACAUUAAUGAGCACUUGUCUCCAGCUAAUAAGGUGUUUUUGUCUGACUUGAAAAAGAAAUGUGCUGAAGUAGGCAUCAAAUACGCGUGGUGCCGUGAGGGAAAAUUCUUUAUCAGGAAGGCUGAUAAGGAUAAGUGUCGCAGGAUUUACAGUGAGGCUGACAUCAAAAAGCUCAAAUAA
Macrosteles quadrilineatus (aster leafhopper) is the source of this 621-nucleotide messenger RNA. RefSeq lists its product as uncharacterized. The transcript has a single exon. The record is from RefSeq and is a predicted model, not a curated record. Bases 1 to 621 code for a protein of 206 amino acids. Lineage: Eukaryota; Metazoa; Arthropoda; Insecta; Hemiptera; Cicadellidae.